CUAUAUCCUUAUCUUUAUCUUUCUUUCUCUUUCUAUCUCUCUCUCUCUCUCUCAAAACUAUAUCCAUCUGGCCGAAUACUAAUUUCUCAAUUUCUUCUUUCUAUCAAAUUUGUUCGGUGAUUCUUCAAUUCUCUUCUCCUCUAUUCAACCACGGACAAAUUCCGGAAGGUUCAUCGGCGCUGGCGUCGACGGCUUAUUGUUGUGAUCGAAGGAGUUGAAUUUCCGAGUAUCGUGAGAACGCUCUUUGGGAAGAAAUCUCCUUUUUUGGGCUAAGUUUCUAAGGAACAAGUUCGUGGGGACUCUUCUCUGGGAAGUUCCAUGGCCUCAAGAUCAUGUGGAAAUUUCUUUGACUUGGCUUCUGGAGAAUUGGCGGAAGUUCCUCCAACUCCCAGAAGCCUUCCAAGAGUGAUGACUAUUCCUGGAAUUAUAGGUGAUGGAAAUGGGAACAGUGAUGUAGAAUCGGAUAGCGCGUCAGCUGUUUCCCGUGAGAGGAAAAUUAUCGUGACAAAUAUGUUGCCAUUGAUAGCUCAAAAGGAUAAUGCGACUGGUAAAUGGCGAUUUAGUUGGGAUGAAGAUUCACUAUAUUUACAAAUAAAGGAUGGGUUUUCGCCUGAGACUGAAGUUAUAUAUGUUGGAUCUCUAAAGAUCGAAAUAGAGGCCAAUGAACAGGAGGAAAUUGCACAGAGUCUUCUAGAUGAAUUCAAUUGUGUACCCACUUUUCUUCCUCCUGAUAUCCAGAAAAAAUUCUAUUACGGUUUUUGUAAGCAACAGCUCUGGCCUCUUUUUCAUUACAUGCUGCCUAUGUGCCCAGAUCAUGGAGAUCGAUUUGAUAGACAACUGUGGCAGGCCUAUGUGUCUGCAAAUAAGAAAUUUGCUGAUAAAGUCAUGGAAAUAGCCAAUCCAGAGGAUGAUUUCAUUUGGAUCCAUGAUUACCAUCUCAUGGUGCUGCCUACUUUUUUAAGGAAGCGCUAUAACCGUGUCAAGCUUGGCUUUUUUCUUCACAGUCCAUUUCCUUCAUCAGAGAUUUACAGAACAUUGCCUGUUAGAGAUGAAAUUCUGAAAGGACUACUAAAUGCCGAUUUAAUAGGUUUCCACACAUUUGACUAUGCUCGUCAUUUCUUGUCUUGUUGUGGUAGAAUGCUAGGCCUUGACUAUGCAUCCAAGAGGGGGCAUAUUGGACUGGAUUACUUUGGUCGAACAGUCUACAUCAAAAUCCUCCCAGUAGGUAUUCACAUGGGGAGACUGGAAUCUGUGUUGAAUCUGCGUUCUACGUGCAAUAAAGUCAAAGAAUUGCAAGAACAGUUCAAUGGAAAGAAAGUGAUUCUUGGAGUUGAUGACAUGGAUAUAUUCAAAGGAAUCAGUCUAAAGUUACUAGCUUUUGAACAGCUCUUGCUGCAGCAUCGAGAGUUGCAAGGUAAACUUGUGUUGGUUCAGAUAGUUAAUCCUGCAAGGAGCUCUGGAAAAGAUGUUCAGGAAGUAAAAAAGGAAACAUACAAUGCUGCUAAAAGAAUUAAUGAGCUAUAUGGUUGUUCAGAUUAUGUACCUGUUAUUUUAAUUGAUCGUCAUGCUCCUCGGUAUGAGAAGACCGCCUACUAUGCUGUUGCCGAAUGUUGCAUAGUUAAUGCAGUGAGGGAUGGGAUGAACUUGGUCCCAUAUAAAUAUAUUGUUUGCCGGCAGGGAUCUUCUAUAAUGGAUCAAGUUACUGGUACAAAACCAGAUUCUCCCCGGACAAGCACACUUGUUGUGUCGGAGUUCAUUGGUUGUUCGCCCUCUUUAAGUGGAGCUAUUAGGGUUAAUCCAUGGGAUAUUGAUGCUGUUGCCGAGGCCAUGAACAUGGCAAUCACUAUGGCUGAUGCAGAAAAGCAAUUGCGGCACGAGAAACACUAUCGAUAUGUUAGCUCUCAUGAUAUCGCUUAUUGGGCUCGCAGCUUCAUGCAGGACUUGGAGAGAGCUUGCAAGGAUCACUACGACAAGCGCUGUUGGGGAAUCGGCUUGGGCUUGGGUUUCAGGGUUGUGUCACUUUCUCCAAGUUUUAGGAAAUUGUCAGUUGAUCACAUUGUUUCAUCCUAUAAAAGGACUCACAGAAGGGCAAUAUUUCUGGACUAUGAUGGUACUGUUGUUUCUCAAUCCUCCAUGGUUAAAUUCCCCAGUCCUGAAGUGGUGAAUAUGCUCAAUGCUUUGAGCAAUGAUUCUAAUAACACGGUGUUCAUAGUUAGUGGUAGAGGAAGGGAACCACUAAGUGAGUGGCUUGCUCCGUGUGAAAAUUUGGGACUGGCUGCUGAACAUGGGUACUUUCUAAGGUGGAACAAAACCUCGGAGUGGGAGUCAUUAGCUGCGGAUCUUGAUUGGAAAGGAAUUGUCGAACCCAUUAUGAAACAUUACAUGGAGGCAACUGAUGGAUCUUCUAUGGAAGUUAAAGAGAGCGCAUUGGUCUGGCAUCACAGUGAUGCUGACCCUGACUUCGGUUCCUGCCAGGCCAUGGAACUCCUAGAUCAUUUGGAAAAUGUUCUUGCAAAUGAACCUGCCGUUGUCCAAAGGGGUCUGCAUAUAGUUGAAGUUAAACCGCAAGGAGUGACCAAAGGUUUGGUUGCUGAGAAGGUGCUCUCAAUGUUGGCCGCUGAUGGCAAGGCACCAGAUUUUGUCAUGUGUAUCGGGGAUGAUAGAUCGGAUGAAGAUAUGUUUGAGAGCAUAUCAAACACUGUCUCUAAUUCAUCCGGCACUGCAGUUCCAGCGAUAUUCGCUUGCACUGUUGGGCAAAAGCCGAGCAAGGCUAAGUACUAUCUUGAUGACAGUGCAGAUGUUGUGAGGAUGCUUCGAGGUCUUGCCAGAGCUUCUAACCCGAAUCCUCGGCAUAGUGCCCAGUUCAAGGUCGCAUUCGAUAGAAUUUUCUGACCGAAGUCGAAGGUAGGUUUUGUACUAUAUUUUUGCUUUUGGACUUCUGAGUUCUGACCAGGUUAAGAAAAAAGAAAAAAAAAAGAAAAAUUGACAUGGGUUCUAACUUUGAAUAGGGUGUGGAAACGUUGAGGUAAAAUCUUCUCGUGGGAUGUUGUGAAAUACUUUUAUAGUGUAGAAGAGCAUGUUGUAGUUGUGCUAUGCAGAUGUUGAUAAUGGUUGCUCUUCAUUGCUUAGAUGCCACCAUUAUUUUGUAUAUAGUUGAAAUUGCUCCUUCAAAUGUAAUCCUAAUUUCAUCACGAUUUCAGCUUAUAUCUUUUUCUGCA
This is a messenger RNA of Salvia hispanica, 3218 nucleotides long. It is a transcript of the gene TPS8, whose product is annotated as trehalose-6-phosphatase synthase S8. Gene Ontology annotation, molecular function: trehalose-phosphatase activity. Gene Ontology annotation, biological process: trehalose biosynthetic process. NCBI's taxonomy places the organism in Eukaryota, Viridiplantae, Streptophyta, Magnoliopsida, Lamiales, Lamiaceae. Gene Ontology annotation, cellular component: cytosol. The record is from RefSeq and is a predicted model, not a curated record.